AUGCAAAGACCAUUUCUACUCGCUUAUUUGGUCCUUUCGCUUCUAUUUAACUCGGCUUUGGGUUUUCCAACUGCACUAGUUCCAAGAGGAUCCUCCGAAGGAACUAGCUGUAAUUCUAUCGUUAAUGGCUGUCCCAACUUAGACUUCAAUUGGCACAUGGACCAGCAAAAUAUCAUGCAGUAUACUUUGGAUGUGACUUCCGUUUCUUGGGUUCAAGACAACACAUACCAAAUCACUAUUCAUGUCAAAGGUAAAGAAAAUAUUGACCUGAAGUAUCUAUGGUCUUUGAAAAUCAUUGGUGUCACUGGUCCAAAAGGUACCGUCCAACUAUACGGUUACAACGAAAAUACCUAUUUGAUUGACAACCCAACUGAUUUCACAGCCACUUUUGAAGUUUAUGCCACACAAGAUGUCAACAGCUGUCAGGUGUGGAUGCCUAACUUCCAAAUUCAAUUCGAGUAUUUGCAAGGUAGUGCCGCUCAAUAUGCAAGCUCCUGGCAAUGGGGAACUACAUCUUUUGAUUUGUCUACUGGUUGUAACAACUAUGACAAUCAAGGCCACUCUCAAACGGAUUUCCCAGGCUUCUAUUGGAACAUAGAUUGUGACAAUAAUUGUGGCGGUACGAAGUCAUCUACCACUACAUCUAGCACUUCCGAGUCAUCUACCACUACAUCUAGCACUUCCGAGUCAUCUACCACUACAUCUAGCACUUCCGAGUCAUCUACCACUACAUCUAGCACUUCCGAGUCAUCUACAUCAUCAUCAACCACCGCUCCUGCUACACCAACCACUACCUCAUGCACUAAGGAAAAGCCUACACCCCCAACCACUACCUCAUGCACAAAGGAAAAGCCUACACCUCCUCAUCACGACACCACUCCAUGUACAAAGAAGAAAACUACCACAUCUAAGACAUGCACUAAGAAGACUACUACUCCAGUACCAACCCCAUCAAGCUCUACUACUGAAAGUUCUUCUGCUCCAGUACCAACUCCAUCCAGCUCUACUACUGAAAGCUCUUCUGCUCCAGUAACCAGCUCUACCACUGAAAGCUCUUCUGCUCCAGUACCAACCCCAUCAAGCUCUACUACUGAAAGCUCUUCUGCUCCAGUAACCAGCUCUACCACUGAAAGCUCUUCUGCUCCAGUAACCAGCUCUACCACUGAAAGCUCUUCUGCUCCAGUACCAACUCCAUCCAGCUCUACUACUGAAAGCUCUUCUGCUCCAGUAACCAGCUCUACCACUGAAAGCUCUUCUGCUCCAGUAACCAGCUCUACCACUGAAAGCUCUUCUGCUCCAGUAACCAGCUCUACCACUGAAAGCUCUUCUGCUCCAGUAACCAGCUCUACCACUGAAAGCUCUUCUGCUCCAGUACCAACUCCAUCCAGCUCUACUACUGAAAGCUCUUCUGCUCCAGUAACCAGCUCUACCACUGAAAGCUCUUCUGCUCCAGUACCAACUCCAUCCAGCUCUACUACUGAAAGCUCUUCUGCUCCAGUAACCAGCUCUACCACUGAAAGCUCUUCUGCUCCAGUACCAACUCCAUCCAGCUCUACUACUGAAAGCUCUUCUGCUCCAGCUCCAACCCCAUCAAGCUCCACCACUGAAAGCUCUUCUGCUCCAGUAACCAGCUCUACCACUGAAAGCUCUUCUGCUCCAGUACCAACUCCAUCCAGCUCUACUACUGAAAGCUCUUCUACUCCAGUAACCAGCUCCACCACUGAAAGCUCUUCUGCUCCAGUGCCAACUCCAUCAAGCUCUACUACUGAAAGCUCUUCUGCUCCAGUACCAACUCCAUCAAGCUCUACUACUGAAAGCUCUUCUGCUCCAGCUCCAACCCCAUCAAGCUCUACUACUGAAAGCUCUUCUGCUCCAGUAACCAGCUCUACCACUGAAAGCUCUUCUGCUCCAGUACCAACUCCAUCCAGCUCUACUACUGAAAGCUCUUCUGCUCCAGUACCAACCCCAUCCAGCUCUACUACUGAAAGCUCUUCUGCUCCAGUACCAACUCCAUCCAGCUCUACUACUGAAAGCUCUUCUGCUCCAGUAACCAGCUCUACCACUGAAAGCUCUUCUGCUCCAGUAACCAGCUCUACCACUGAAAGCUCUUCUGCUCCAGUACCAACUCCAUCCAGCUCUACUACUGAAAGCUCUUCUGCUCCAGUACCAACUCCAUCCAGCUCUACUACUGAAAGCUCUUCUGCUCCAGUACCAACUCCAUCCAGCUCUACUACUGAAAGCUCUUCUGCUCCAGUAACCAGCUCUACCACUGAAAGCUCUUCUGCUCCAGUACCAACUCCAUCCAGCUCUACUACUGAAAGCUCUUCUGCUCCAGUGCCAACUCCAUCCAGCUCUACUACCGAAAGCUCUUCUGCUCCAGUACCAACCCCAUCAAGCUCUACUACUGAAAGCUCUGUAGCACCAGUACCAACCCCAUCUUCCUCUAGCAACAUCACUUCCUCCGCUCCAUCUUCAACCCCAUUCAGCUCUAGCACUGAAAGCUCUUCUGUUCCAGUACCAACCCCAUCAAGCUCUACUACUGAAAGCUCUUCUGCUCCAGUAUCCAGCUCCACCACUGAAAGCUCUGUAGCACCAGUACCAACCCCAUCUUCCUCUAGCAACAUCACUUCCUCCGCUCCAUCUUCAAUUCCAUUCAGCUCUACUACUGAAAGCUUUUCUACUGGCACUACUGUCACUCCAUCAUCAUCCAAAUACCCUGGCAGUCAAACAGAAACCUCUGUUUCUUCUACAACCGAAACUACCAUUGUUCCAACUAAAACUACGACUUCUGUCACUACACCAUCAACAACCACUAUUACCACUACGGUUUGCUCUACAGGAACAAACUCUGCCGGUGAAACUACCUCUGGAUGCUCUCCAAAGACCGUUACAACUACUGUUCCAACUACAACUACGACUUCUGUCACUACAUCAUCAACAACCACUAUUACUACUACAGUUUGCUCUACAGGAACAAACUCUGCCGGUGAAACUACCUCUGGAUGCUCUCCAAAGACCAUUACAACUACUGUUCCAUGUUCAACCAGUCCAAGCGAAACCGCCUCGGAAUCAACAACCACUUCACCUACCACACCUGUAACUACAGUUGUCUCAACCACCGUCGUUACUACUGAGUAUUCUACUAGUACAAAACCAGGUGGUGAAAUUACAACUACAUUUGUCACCAAAAACAUUCCAACCACUUACCUAACCACAAUUGCUCCAACUCCAUCAGUCACUACGGUUACCAAUUUCACCCCAACCACUAUUACUACUACGGUUUGCUCUACAGGUACAAACUCUGCCGGUGAAACUACCUCUGGAUGCUCUCCAAAGACUGUCACAACCACUGUUCCUUGUUCAACUGGUACUGGCGAAUACACUACUGAAGCUACCACCCUUGUUACAACAGCUGUCACAACCACCGUUGUUACCACUGAAUCCUCUACGGGUACUAACUCCGCUGGUAAGACGACAACUGGUUACACAACAAAGUCUGUACCAACCACCUAUGUAACCACUUUGGCUCCAAGUGCACCAGUAACUCCUGCCACUAAUGCCGUACCAACUACAAUAACCACUACUGAAUGUUCUGCUGCUACAAACGCUGCCGGUGAAACUACAUCUGUAUGCUCUGCUAAGACUAUCGUAAGUUCUGCAAGCGCAGGCGAAAACACUGCACCUUCGGCUACCACCCCUGUCACGACGGCUAUUCCAACCACAGUUAUUACCACUGAGUCAUCUGUUGGUACUAACUCCGCUGGCGAAACAACAACUGGUUACACAACCAAGUCCAUCCCAACCACUUACAUAACCACUUUGAUUCCAGGUUCAAAUGGUGCCAAGAAUUACGAAACUGUGGCCACAGCAACCAACCCUAUUUCAAUCAAGACUACAUCCCAACUAGCUACAACAGCUUCUGCUUCUAGCGUGGCUCCCGUUGUCACAUCUCCAUCUCUAACUGGUCCACUACAAUCUGCUUCUGGUUCUGCAGUCGCUACAUACUCUGUUCCUUCUAUCUCGAGUACUUACCAAGGUGCUGCUAAUAUCAAGGUUCUUGGAAACUUUAUGUGGUUGCUACUCGCUCUUCCAGUUGUAUUCUAA
Messenger RNA from Saccharomyces cerevisiae S288C, 4104 nucleotides. RefSeq names its product Flo11p (gene FLO11). The transcript has a single exon. The record is from RefSeq and is marked reviewed. Gene Ontology annotation, cellular component: membrane. Bases 1 to 4104 code for a protein of 1367 amino acids. NCBI's taxonomy places the organism in Eukaryota, Fungi, Ascomycota, Saccharomycetes, Saccharomycetales, Saccharomycetaceae.